CUCAGAAAAUGGGAAUGGAUAGCUUGGAAGAAUACACUAAAAUGGAGAUGGAGUGUGAACCAAAGAAAUCAUUUCGGAGAGGUCUUCUAUACAGGAGACAAACUGGCAUCUUUGUGCUUAUGGGAACAGUCUGCAUGAUUAUUUUCAUGGUCUUGACUUCUGUCAUCUAUUCCCAUCAGGAACGAAAGUUCUCAAUGCUGGAGAGCUGGAUGAAAAGCCAUACUUCUGAUCUAACCUCAGUCAAAUCUGAUUUUCAGUACACAGGAGGUGAUCUAGAAAAGAAGGUUUCUGAGCUGCAGAACUUAGUGUUCAGCCUGAGUUCAUAUUUGAACACGUCUGGAUCAAGUAACCCAGAGACCAGAGAUAUGCAAAUAAAGAAGCUGUCUAAUAUUGAGACCCUGAUGAGCGAUCUCGGCUCGUCACUGAGUUCACUCGCAUCCAAACAAGAAGAAAAACUACAAAAGCUGGAGCGUCAGCAGGAUACGUCACACACUGAAGUCAAGAGUCUGAUGGACGCUUUGAGUUCAGAAGUAUCGACUCUUAGGAGUAAACUAACAGAGGACAGUCGGAGGACAUUUUCAUUUAGAAUUUUGGGCAUGUCAAGCUCACUGUCGGACCUGAAACAUUCAAUGGAGUUACUGAGAUCAUCUCUUCAAACUCUUUCUUAUAAACUAUCAUUUGCACACUUACUUACAUCAGGCUGUAUUGAACAUGACUGGAUCCCGUUCAGAAACAGCUGUUACCUGUUCUCCCAGGAUGUAAUGAACUGGACCAAAGCAAAGGAUUACUGUGAAGAGAAGGGCGGGUUUCUCCUAAAAAUAGACGAUGGCUCUGAGAAGGAGUGGCAAUUUGUUAGCAAUUUCGCCAAACCACAUGACUACUGGAUUGGUCUAACGGACCAGAUCACAGGCCAAUGGAGAUGGACGGAUGACACUCCUUACAUCAUAAAUAAAGAACACUGGAGUCCCGGGCAGCCGGAUGAUUGGACCGAACACGGCCUGGGGGAAGGAGGAGAGGACUGUGGGCAGAUUGCAUAUAAUGGGAUGCUAAAUGAUGCCCACUGCUCUACCAAAAUGAAGUAUAUAUGUGAAACGCAAAAAUGAAUGCAUACAAUUCUGAACAUUGUAAAUAGGCUUUGUUUUCGACUGAGUUUUCUUGUAUGUGAAUUGUGUAAAUUACAAAUCACAUUAAUGAUGUGUUUAUCAGUGUUGCGGUGUAGUUACUAAUACAACUAAACUUAUAUCUCAUUCUACCGAAUUAGCCUUUCUUGUUUAAACAGUAAACCAGCAUUAAACAAAUUUCCCACUGAUAAACUAAUAAAAUAACUUAUCUUUCCUGAAUAUUGAUUAAACAAAUUAUUACUUUAAAAUACUCAAUACUCAGGUUAAACUGUGUUGUUCAGAAUUAUUACGAACUAAUCACAACAACCAGAUUGUAAUUAAUCUAUAAAACCCAAACUGUCACUAAACUGUUUUUGAAUAAAUAAAAAAAAGUG
Carassius auratus (goldfish) is the source of this 1495-nucleotide messenger RNA. Its product is annotated as asialoglycoprotein receptor 1-like. The coding region runs from base 9 to 1103 and encodes 364 amino acids. The transcript has 10 exons. The record is from RefSeq and is a predicted model, not a curated record. NCBI's taxonomy places the organism in Eukaryota, Metazoa, Chordata, Actinopteri, Cypriniformes, Cyprinidae.